AUGGGAACUAACAUUGAGUUGGAAGAAGGAUGGGUAAUCAUUCAGAAACAGAUCACAAAGCUGAUUAACAUUAUCGAAGGUGUUCCUGAAUCAUCAAUGGAUGCUUCGAUUCACGCAACUGUUUACUCUAUGUGCACUCAGAGAGAUCCGCGUGACUAUUCUGCAGAAGUUUACCACAGGUACAAAGGCGUUUAUGACGAUUACUUGAGUUCUAAAGUUUUACCAGCUAUUCAAGAGAAGAAUGAUGAUGUAUCUAUGUUGCAAGAGCUUGUUAAGAGGUGGGCUAAUCAUAAGGUUAUGGUAAGUAAACUCUGUAGAUUUUUUAAUUAUCUCGACCGUUUUUACAUUCCUCGGAGGAAACUUCCUUCGUUAAAAGAUAUUGGGUUUGGUUGCUUUCAUGAAAUUGUGCAUGAGGAUAUGAAAGUGAAAGUUAGGGAUGCUGUUAUUGUGUUGAUUAAUGAAGAACGCCAGGGGAAGGAAAUUGAUAGGGCUUUGGUCAAGGAUGUCUUAGAGAUUUUUGUUGAAAUUGGGAAUGUGAAUGACAAAGAAAAUUUGGAUUAUUAUGUUAAUGAUUUUGAAACUGCGUUUUUAACUGACAUGGUCGAUUAUUAUACUCGGAAUGGUUCUAGUGCGAUUACUGCUGUAGAAUGUUUUCGAAGGGAGAAGGAUACCAUUUCUCACUAUUUGCAUACCAGUACUGAGGAGAAGUUGUUGAAACAAGCUCAAGAUCAGGUGUUGGCUGAAAGUUCUCAACAAGCUGAAAGUUCCCAAGGUCAGGGGUUGGCUGAAAGUUCCCAAAAAGUUCUUGAAAAGGAGGAAGUGGGAAACUCCCUUCCACCUUUCAUCUAUGAACAGGGAGAACCAUUGAGGCCUUAUCACAUAGGUGUUCCCGAAGAUAAUAUUGGUGUUGUGAAGGGUGCUGGUUGUGGUGGUUUGGAUAUUACUUUGUACUAUCUAGCUGAAGUUUUUGCUGCUUUUGCGUUGCUUGAAUGA
Molecule: messenger RNA, 993 nt
Organism: Papaver somniferum (opium poppy)
Lineage: Eukaryota; Viridiplantae; Streptophyta; Magnoliopsida; Ranunculales; Papaveraceae
Product: cullin-1-like
Exons: 3
Coding region: 1-993 (330 amino acids)
Biological process (GO): protein ubiquitination; ubiquitin-dependent protein catabolic process
Cellular component (GO): cullin-RING ubiquitin ligase complex
Molecular function (GO): ubiquitin protein ligase binding
Source: RefSeq, a predicted model, not a curated record